Odontomachus brunneus is the source of this 2484-nucleotide messenger RNA. RefSeq lists its product as uncharacterized. NCBI's taxonomy places the organism in Eukaryota, Metazoa, Arthropoda, Insecta, Hymenoptera, Formicidae. The transcript is spliced from 5 exons. Gene Ontology annotation, biological process: DNA integration. Gene Ontology annotation, molecular function: nucleic acid binding. The record is from RefSeq and is a predicted model, not a curated record. The coding region runs from base 1 to 2484 and encodes 827 amino acids.
AUGCCCUUCGGCUUGCAUUCAGCCCCUGCCACCUUUCAACGAUUGGUGGACCGCGUCCUGGAACCAGCACUGGAGCCGCACGUAUUCGUCUACCUAGACGAUAUCAUCGUGACGAGCCCCACGUUCGAGGAGCAUUUAAAGCACCUGAAAGAAGUAUUCCGCCGACUACGCCAAGCCCGGCUACGGCUAAACGAGGACAAAUGCAAGUUCUGCAUCCCGAAACUGCGUUACCUCGGCCAUCUCGUCGACAAGGACGGGAUCCGCACCGACCCCGAAAAAAUCAGCGCCAUCACAGAAUGGCCGACACCGCGCACCGUUCGACAGGUACGACAAUUCCUCGGUCUCUCCUCGUGGUACCGACGAUUCGUGCCGGAUUUUACGAAGCUCGCGACACCGCUCACCCGCCUAACAUACAAACAAACGAAGUGGAAAUGGGGCGAGCAGGAGGAAGAUGCAUUCCAGGCGCUCAAGACUGCUCUCGUCUCGACACCCGUACUGGCCUGCCCCGACUUUACGCUACGAUUCGUGCUGCAGACAGAUGCAAGCGUACAGGGACUCGGGGCGGUGCUGACUCAGCACCUCGACGAAGGGGAAUGCGUCAUCGCGUACGCAAGCCGCUCCCUCAAUAAAGCGGAGAAAGACUAUAGCGCAACCGAGCUCGAAUGCUUGGCCGUCGUGUGGGGAAUCCGACGGAUGCGCGGUUACCUCGAAGGGUACACCUUCACCGUAGUGACAGAACAUCAGUCGCUACGGUGGUUACAACGGCUCGAGGCUCCCACAGGACGCCUGGCGAGAUGGCUAUUCGAAUUACAGGAAUUCGACUUCGAGGUACGAUACCGAAAUGGCGCCGCCAACAAAGUGGCGGACGCGCUCUCACGGCAACCCGUCGUCAGCUCCGUCAGCCAGAUACGUUGUCCCUGGUAUCAAGACCUUAAGCGACGAGGUCCCCGCCGCCGCGCAAUGGAAAGAAUGUGUUCCGAAAGAGCGCCGAAGCGAGGUCAUCCGGCGCCUACACGACGAGCCCACGGCAGGGCACCUCGGGGUCACGAAGACAAUCAGUCGAGUAGCGCGCACAUACUACUGGCCGGGGAUGCAGCGCGAUGUCGCCUGAUACGUCCGCAGUUGCCAAAGCUGUCUGGCACACAAACCGCUCCAACAAGCGCCGGCUGGGCGACUCCACCCGCGACCAGUACACAGCCCAUGGGAGCAAGUAAGCAUCGACCUCAUGGGACCGCUACCACGAUCCACCACAGGGCACUCAAGCCUGCUGGUGAUCCAAGAUCGGUAAUCAUUACCGACAACGGGAGACAGUUUGUAGCGCAACAGUUUAAAGAUCUCCUCGGGACAUACAAAAUUCGAUAUAUGACAUCACCCGCCUAUGUGCCCCACUGCAAUCUUGUGGAACGAGCUAAUCGGACGAUAAAAACGAUGAUAAGGCAAUACAUAGGCCGAAGGCACACCAACUGGGACCAACAACUCCCCGCCUUACAGUUCGCGUUCAACACAGCGGUGCAGGAAUCCACCGCGUAUACACCGGCUUUUUUAAACACGGGAAAAGAACUCGCCAUGCCCGCGAACGCCACCACACAGGAAGGGAACGACAUUACAAUCUGCGACGACGGGCAUGGAGGCCGAAUAUCAGGGAACACGUUUGGAAACGCGAGCACGUGCUCUCCAACAAAGCAGCCGACUUCCCCACCAAACUCGCGCCGCGCUAUAUCGGGCCGCUCGAAGUAUGAGCCUUCCACUCUCCCGUCAUCAUCGAUCUACGCGACCAACGAGGAAAAUGGUACCGCCGUACACGUUCAGGAUUUUAAGCCGGAACCGCUGAACGAAUGUCAGGACAAACAGGACAAGACCGUAAACACGAUCCGCGCUACAAACUACCAAAUGACUCGCAGAGAAGAUCGACAGAAUCAACUGCUUGCCGACCUCGCGCUCAGCAGCGACGAGGACGCUCCCAGGAACGGUCGACCUAACACCGUAACCGAUACGCAGAGUGCCGACGAUCGGGACACGGGUACAGCGUUCCGACCACAUCAACCGGGGCAAGCUAGCCUGGCUUACAGCCCUUCCGCCACCAACACCCAGGCCACGGGACAGGAGCCACUACCACCAGCACGGGAACCAGGGGCCCCCCGCACAACAUGCCGACCGAGCCGAGCAGGCAAUUGCGCCGCCAUACGAAGACGCACCAUACGACGCGACGUAGAAGAACGACCGCCACCGGCCGCUCGUCCGCCGCCAGCUGAGACCAGCAACCACGCCGCGGCCCCGUCCACAGAGCCGACCACCAGGCGCUUCAUCGGGUCUCAGCCACCGCCGCCACUGAAGGUCGAAAUCAUCGAGGGACUAUAUGCCGACAUCCCUCACUUCGCCGCGGACGUCUCGCGGCUAUAUCGGGUCUGCACCGAGACCGGAAAGUGGAUCUUACGCUUCACUCGGGACGGCCAGCUCAGAUCCCGCCGCUUUGUCCCUGACUGA